Engraulis encrasicolus (European anchovy) is the source of this 3193-nucleotide messenger RNA. It is a transcript of the gene grin1a, whose product is annotated as glutamate receptor, ionotropic, N-methyl D-aspartate 1a. Gene Ontology annotation, molecular function: NMDA glutamate receptor activity. The coding region runs from base 1 to 2904 and encodes 967 amino acids. The record is from RefSeq and is a predicted model, not a curated record. The transcript is spliced from 23 exons. Gene Ontology annotation, biological process: monoatomic ion transport; chemical synaptic transmission; ionotropic glutamate receptor signaling pathway. Gene Ontology annotation, cellular component: plasma membrane; NMDA selective glutamate receptor complex; synapse. NCBI's taxonomy places the organism in Eukaryota, Metazoa, Chordata, Actinopteri, Clupeiformes, Engraulidae.
AUGCGUCUGUUUCUGCUCGCCGUUUUCUUCUCGUGCUCCUGCGUGCGGGGCGGCUGCGAACCAAAGAUUGUGAACAUUGGGGCCGUGCUCAGUCAAAAAAGAUAUGAGCAAGUGUUCAAGGAUGCUGUCACGCAAGCCAACCAGAUUUACGGCAGGGAAAAAUUCAAGCUGACAGCAAUUUCUGUCACCCAUAAGCCCAACGCUAUUCAAAUGGCGCUUUCCGUCUGCGAGGACCUCAUAUCAAGCCAGGUCUAUGCCAUCCUGGUGAGUCACCCUCCGCAGUCCAACGAUCACCUCACGCCGACCCCAGUGUCCUACACGGCCGGCUUCUACCGCAUCCCCGUGGUGGGCCUCACCACACGCAUGUCCAUCUACUCUGACAAGAGCAUCCACUUGUCGUUCUUGCGCACUGUACCCCCCUACUCCCACCAAGCUCACGUGUGGUUCGACAUGAUGCGUGAGUUCCACUGGAACCACAUCAUCCUGAUCGUCAGUGAUGACCAUGAGGGCCGAGCCGCCCAGAAGAGACUGGAGACACUCCUGGAAGAACGGGAGACCAAGAAUAAAAAAAGGAACUAUGAAAACCUCGACCAACUGUCCUAUGACAACAAGCGAGGACCUAAGGCAGAGAAAGUGCUCCAAUUCAACCAGGAGACUAACUUAACUGCCCUGCUGCUGGAGGCCAAGGAGCUGGAAGCACGCGUCAUCAUCUUGUCAGCCAGCGAAGAGGAUGCUGCAUCAGUUUACAAGGCCGCGCGCUUUCUGAACAUGACAGGCUCUGGCUACGUGUGGCUGGUGGGCGAACGAGAGAUGUCCGGUAAAGCGUUAAGCGAGGCGCCAGACGGUCUCAUUGGCCUCCAGCUCAUCAACGGGAAAAAUGAGUCUGCGCACAUUAACGAUGCGGUGGCCGUGGUGGCCCAGUCCAUCCAGGAGCUGUUUGAGAAGGAAAACAUCACUGAGCCGCCGCGAGGCUGCGUGGGCAACACCAACAUCUGGAAGACAGGGCCUCUCUUCAAAAGGGUACUGAUGUCAUCAAAAUACCCAGAGGGCCUCACAGGACGGGUAGAGUUUAAUGACGACGGUGACAGGAAGUAUGCUCAUUACAGCAUCCUGAACUACCAGAAGGCAAGACUUAUUCAAGUUGGCAUCUACAACGGGACUCAGGUGGUUUUGAACAAGCAAAGGAAGAUCAUAUGGCCUGGAGGACAAACAGAGACACCAAGGGGUUUUCAAAUGUCAACUCGACUAAAGAUAGUGACUAUACACCAGGAGCCUUUUGUGUAUGUGAAACCGACGUCCAUGGAGGACGGAACAUGCACAGAGGAGUUUACACCUAACGGAGUCUUAAUCAAAAAGGUGAUCUGCACUGGGCCGAAUGAGACCAUCCCAGGACGCCCAAUUGUUCCUCAGUGUUGCUAUGGCUUCUGCAUUGACCUUCUGAUUAAGCUGGCAAUGACCAUGAACUUUACCUAUGAGGUGCACCUGGUAGCAGAUGGUAAAUUUGGAACACAGGAAAGGGUGAACAACAGCAACAAGAAGGAGUGGAAUGGGAUGAUGGGCGAACUGUUGGGUGGUCUGGCCGACAUGAUUGUCGCCCCGCUGACAAUAAACAACGAACGAGCCCAGUACAUAGAGUUCUCCAAGCCAUUUAAGUACCAGGGCCUUACCAUUCUCGUCAAAAAGGAAAUACCUCGCAGUACACUGGAUUCGUUCAUGCAGCCCUUUCAGAGCACACUGUGGCUGUUGGUGGGUCUAUCGGUGCAUGUGGUGGCGGUGAUGCUUUACCUACUAGACCGGUUCAGUCCAUUUGGGAGGUUUAAAGUAAACAGCGAAGAAGAGGAAGAAGAUGCCCUCACGUUAUCAUCAGCCAUGUGGUUCUCCUGGGGAGUACUACUGAACUCUGGGAUUGGAGAAGGCGCGCCCCGCAGUUUCUCCGCCCGAAUCCUUGGCAUGGUGUGGGCAGGCUUCGCCAUGAUCAUUGUGGCAUCAUACACUGCCAACCUGGCUGCCUUCCUGGUGCUGGACCGGCCUGAGGAGCGCAUCACCGGCAUCAAUGACCCAAGGCUGAGGAACCCAUCAGACAAGUUCAUCUACGCCACGGUGAAACAGAGCUCUGUGGACAUCUACUUUCGGCGGCAGGUGGAGCUUAGUACCAUGUACCGCCACAUGGAGAAGCACAACUAUGAGAGCGCCGCCGAAGCCAUCCAGGCUGUGCGGGACAACAAGCUGCAUGCUUUCAUCUGGGACUCUGCGGUGCUGGAGUUUGAAGCCUCGCAGAAGUGCGACCUGGUGACCACGGGAGAGCUGUUUUUCCGUUCGGGCUUUGGCAUAGGCAUGCGCAAGGACAGCCCUUGGAAACAGAAUGUGUCCCUGGCAAUCCUCAGUUCCCAUGAAAACGGCUUCAUGGAAGACCUAGAUAAAACCUGGGUGAGAUACCAGGAGUGUGACUCUCGGAGCAAUGCCCCAGCCACACUCACCUUUGAGAAUAUGGCAGGCGUAUUCAUGUUGGUGGCUGGUGGCAUUGCGGCGGGGAUCUUCCUCAUCUUCAUAGAGAUCGCUUACAAGCGCCACAAAGACGCCCGCAAGAAGCAGAUGCAGCUGGCCUUCGCGGCCGUCAAUGUGUGGAGGAAGAACCUGCAGGACAAUAAGGAACCUUCUGGAAGUCAAGUGGUGGGGGCAGCAGCAACACCAUCUUUACCCUCCUCUUCCGUAGAGACUCAGGAUGAUAGAAAAAGUGGUAGAGCAGAGCCUGACCCCAAAAAGAAAGCCUCUUUUAGGUCCAUCAGUACCUCCCUGGCUUCCAGCAUCAAGCGACGUAGGGCCUCCAAAGAUACGCAGUACCCACCCACAGACAUCACCGGGCAGCUCAACCUUUCUGACCCGUCCGUGAGCACGGUGGUUUAAAGAGCGAGAGUGAAAGACAGAGAGAGAGAGAGAAAGAGAGAGAGAGCAACCAAGGAGGAAGAAGAGAUAUUCAAUCCAGUCCAACAGAGAAAGAAAAAGAAUGAAAGAAUGAGAGAGAAAGAGAGAGAUACAUCAAAAGAGAUGGAAAGCAGGAAGGGAUGAUCUGAAGGCCCAUUCUAAUCUCCAUGUUAUCGUCUGACGGAUCAGUCCCAACCUGAAAACUGAUGCCAACCUCAACUCUAAACCUGCAAGAACAACCCCCAUGCACUCUAGAGAGUAGGCAUAAGAA